CUUGCGCGUCGUGUCCUUGCCAAUUUCCGAUGGUUACAGCAAUGUUGCUUAGUUUUCUGGUUGCGUGGAAACUAAAAGGCUGCAUUGAGCGAGCACUCAUGUUAAGGUAGAUUUACUGUUUGCGCACUGUUGUCAGUGUGGCUCUUCGCACAAGUUGGGCGAGCUGCAACAGAGGACCUCAUGGAAGCGACGGAAAAUAUUGGCCGAAUUGCAGUUUGGAGUGGAAUGAAUUAUGAUCUAUUUUGAAAAUGUGAAAAUGUGUGUCUUGAAACUAAAGUGAUUCUGUUGUGUGCCACCCGCCAUGCGAAGGAGAGGAAGAAUGCUAAAUAUGCUUGACAGCUAUUGGGGAGGUUGACACUGGCUCCGCCCCUUCUCCCAGGUUGGUCUUCCCUGGAGCAUGCCCAUAUCGCACCAUGCCCCUGCUGGCGAGCGGCUGGCUACUGCGCCACUCGGUGGUCAUGUGUCUGCUGCUGCACAGCCUGGUGCUGAUGACCUUCUGCUUCCACAAUGCCGCCACCAGCUGCUCCCAGGGCUGCUACUGCUCCGAGAGCGACGGCCGUGGCAAGAUUGUGCGCUGCAGCAACCUGCGUCUCACGGAGAUCCCCCAGGACCUGCCCAAUGACACGAGACACAUCUACCUGGACUUCAACCUGCUCACCAUGGUCCCCAGCAAUGCCUUCCGAGACUUGCCCCUGCUCAGCGAGCUGGACCUCUCCAACAACGAGUUGGCCCAGCUGGAGCCAGGGGCCUUCAGGGGCCUGGGGCCCUCACUCACCUUCCUGGACCUUUCCUCCAACAAACUGGUCAACUUUAACCCCGAGGCCUUCGAGGGGCUGCGGGCGCGCACCAACCUAACCAACAACCCGUGGCACUGUGACUGCAACCUGCAGCUGGCCAUGCCCCACAUCGACCUGGAGCCCCUGUCGCUGACGGGCAUCGUGUGCGAGACGUCGGAUCCGCCCGAUGUGGGGGCAGAGGGUGUGCCCUUCCUGCUGGCCCAGGACCUGGACCUGUGCGUGGUGAUGAAGAAGACCACGGACGUGGCCAUGCUGGUCACCAUGUUCGGCUGGUUCUCCAUGGUAAUUUCCUACCUGGUCUACUACGUCCGGCACAACACGGAGGAUGCCCGCCGCCACCUGGAGUACCUCAAGUCUCUGCCCACCAAGCAGGAACAAUCCGAGGCCUCUUCUACCAUCAGCACUGUGGUAUAGCCCAGGGCCAGGAGAACCCAGAGGGGAGCUAAGGCUGGAGAGCCUGGAGGGCUAAGACAGGUGGUUAUAGGGCCAUAACUUAGCUGCACCCACACCCCAGGCCAUUCAGUGUCAGCCAAGGACAGCUCUGCCUGACUGUUACGUGGGUGCCACAGCGGCUCCAGGAUUUGUGCCCAUGUAUGCAGGAAGCCUGUCCAGAUCUGGGCACCAUACGUAACCCAGAUGAAUAAUUCAACCAGAAGUGGCCCAUUAAGAGUUUCUGUUGGCUGAGUGGAUAGUCUACUCUGCCUGGGCACUAGGGGAGUAAAAGCAGGGCAUUUUGGAGAAGUCCAAAAAUGGGAUUUAAAAUGGAUUAAAUUGGAUUCAUCCAGUGGUGCAUGCACCUUGAUGCACUCUUAUCAAAAGGGGGCCACUCAAGGGGACUGUGAAUGGUCCUUUGGACACAUCAAACAGCAAUAACAACAACAGGAUAGCAACAAGCAGCAACACGAACUCUAUUAACGACUCUGUCACUCGUAUCCUUCCAUGUAGUAUUAUUGUUUUACACACAACAUCCAUACAGUAUACAGUCUAUAAACAGUGAAAUGUAGUUAUUUUCAAUUAAAUAAUGUAUUUUAUGGGUUUCAUGUUUAAUUAUUGUUGGUUCAAAUGGUCUAUUUCUACCUCAAGAAAUUCAAUAAACUCAGCAAAUGUAUGUGCAUGUGUGAACUAAACCAUCAGUUGAAUCUGGCUAUACUGAAUUCAGUACUGUACUGUACUGGGCUCCCGAGUGGCGCAGCGGUCUAAGGCACUGCAUCUCAG
Molecule: messenger RNA, 2012 nt
Organism: Coregonus clupeaformis (lake whitefish)
Lineage: Eukaryota; Metazoa; Chordata; Actinopteri; Salmoniformes; Salmonidae
Product: leucine-rich repeat-containing protein 3B-like
Exons: 2
Coding region: 414-1211 (265 amino acids)
Cellular component (GO): extracellular matrix
Molecular function (GO): protein binding
Source: RefSeq, a predicted model, not a curated record